AUAAUAAUUAGUAAAACAAAAUUAAUUUUAAUUAUAAAUAAUAACUCAAAUAAAUACUUUAGUAUUGUAAUUAUGAGCUUUAUUAAUUCUAAUCAGCUCUAAACUGCCAAAAAAACAGUAACUUUCAAAAGAAAUACUAGGUCGAUAAGCUCAACUUAGUUUAAUUAUCCCAAACUUUUGGUUACUAAGGAUGAAUAUUCAUAAUAUAUUAAUGCAUCUAAUGUAGAUACAAAUUAACAAUAAAAAGAUCAAUAUAAUGAUUUAAAUUAAUCUCGAUUAUCCAGCUCUCACAGUAAGUAUUAUAUAGAGGAUCAGACAGAAAAAGUAAGCAAGCAAUAAGACAUAAAAACUAUGUAGAAACAAAUGACAGAAGUUUAAAAUCUUUAAGAGUGGAUUAACUUAAAAAAAUUUGGUUAGAGAGAUAACUAUGAAGAGUAGAUAGAAAAUAUCCUCAAUUAAAACGAACUUAAGCAAAGGCCUGAUAUUCGUGUUGACAUGAUUGAUGAUAUUAUGAAUUCUUAAAACAAUCAUAAACACAAGGAUUAAAAUAUUUAAUUAAGCAUUAAAGCUAAAAAAAAAAAUGAGAUAACAUCUUCGGUUCUUGCAGAUAAAACGUUUUAUAAGUCUAGUGAUUAUGCUAAAUCUUAUAUAACAAAUAAAAAUCUUUUAAACUAAAUUUUAUAAAAGAAAAUGAAAGACUACUCUGAAUAAGAAGAAAAAACAGUCAUGUAGAAUAUGCAGAAGGAAACAUCAUAGGAUGAUUUUAAAAAAACAAAUUUCCAAUUAAGUUAAAGUAGCUAAAGAUUUUUUAAAUAGUUUGUAGAUAAUCAAACUCAUUAGGCAUUCAAAAAUAAUGAUAGUAGAUCUUAAAUAUAUAAUCAAACUGUGACAUUAAAAAAACUAUUAACUUAUGACUAAGAACCUACAUAAGAUUAAACAUAGAAGAUAAAUACAAGCUAUUCAAUGAAUUAGCUUCAAAAAAUAACUAAUUCAAAGGCAGGUGAGUUGAUUAAUAAGUUUUCAGGUUUUUAAAAUUUUAAAAGAGAUAUUUGUAAGAGUAUCAUAGACUAUUAAGCUAUAAAAUAAUCUAUAAUUGCCAGCGGUGACACAAACAAAGAUUAAAUAAAACUUCGUAAUGGAAAUUCUAGAAGACCAUCAAGUUUAAAUUCUUAAAAAUUAAUAACUUUAUACCAGCCUGAUUACCCCUUAGAAAAAUAUCAAAAGAAAAAAAAUUCUACCUAAGAAGAGAAAGAUCCUUUUCUUAAAAAAUAAGAGUAAGAAAAAGAAUAGUAGUAUGAGGCUCUAUAAGAAAUAUCUAAAAUAAAAAAAAGUGAAUAUCAUCAAAUUAAAAAGUAAUAUUAAUAAACCAAAGAAAGGAUACAAUAGUUAGGUUUAUAAUAGAUUUAAACUGUUUAAUAAAUUAAAUAAAUCAAGUAAACUAUAUAAGAGCAAUCUUCUAAAUUAGAAGAGAACUUAAAGUAGCUAUCUCUCAAUAAGAGGUAGAAUAAUAAAAGUAGCAGAGGAGUAAGGUAUUCAAAUACUGAUCAUGAUAGAAGCAGAAUCAAUCAAGUUAUUGAAGAAGAAGAUGAAGAAGAAUAAUAAUAAAAUAUGUAGCAGGAAUCAAAUUUGAUUACUUUUUCUUAGUUCAAUUAAGACUGCCCUCCAUCUCCUUUAAAGCAUAAAAAGUUUUCAAAAAAACAGAAAGACAAGAAGUCUUCUUAAUUUGAAACCAUCGAAGAAAUAAUAGAGUAGUCCAAAUUAGAAUUAAAAGGACUUGAAAAAAAAUAGUAGGAACUAAAUAUAACAAUAGAAAGAUUAAAAGAAGAAUAGCAGCACAAACAGAAGGAAAAAAAAGACACCCUUUUUGAACUAAAAAAACUCUAUCAAAUUUUUAUGAAAAACUAAGAAAAUUGGAGAUAUGAGAAAAUAUUUUGGGUGCAAAGUGAAAUGCAUGAACUCGGCUAACCUAUCACAGAAGAAUAUUUUCCAACAGCUUUGGAACCUUAGUCAUAGGAGUUUUUAAAACAAGUAUUUUUACUUUAAAAAGAAGAUAAAAAGUUAGAUUAGAAAUGGUAAUAAUGGAAAAAUGAAUACCAAGUUGAUCCCACAGUGAACUCAAAGUUGUAGGAAAAAUCAUUUUUUAACCUAUUAGAAAAAAUGAAAAGAAAUAUUAAACUUGUGAGAUAGUCUAAUAUAGAUAUAACUGUUAAAAAAAGAAGUGACAGGCUAUAGUGCAAAGAAACAUUAAAUAAACUGCUUAAUCAAGCAUCAGAUUUAAUGAACUAAGAUGCAAGUAUUGGCAGCAAAGAGAAAAUAAUAUCAGAGUUUAUUGAAUAAGAAGAAUAAUACAUUGAACAAAAGCAGGAAAUUAAGCUGAAAAUAGAUUAUUUAACAAAAUAAGAAGUAAAUAGGCUCUUUAAUAAAUAUCCUAUAUCUAAUGAAUCCUCGCUUAAUGAAAUUAAAAAUGUAUUUUACAUGAUCCUAAAUGAAUUUUAGGCUAAGAGAUUUUCUAAAAAGUAUCAACUCUUAAGAGAAUCCUCAGCAAUUUCAGAAUAAAAGAAAAAUAAGCAUAUAGAUUACGAUGAGCUUAGAGAAAAAAUAAAAUCUUCAUUAAAUAAAAGUGCUCAGCUUAAAGUUGUUACUUCUUCAUAGAGAAAAAAAAGAGCUAUAUCUACUAACAUUAAUAAUUUAUCUACAUAAACAGACUAAGAUACUCUUCAAACAAGCAAAUAGCUUUCUAAAUUUUCUUAAAAUACCUCUACUAACUUGUAAAUUUUAAAUUUUAAUAAACUAGAAAACACAAGUAACUUGCCUUUAAUAAAUUUUUAUGAUUUUUAUGGAAUGAAAACUCCUCAUGGAAAUUAUGUAGUUGUUUGA
Molecule: messenger RNA, 2877 nt
Organism: Tetrahymena thermophila SB210
Lineage: Eukaryota; Ciliophora; Oligohymenophorea; Hymenostomatida; Tetrahymenidae
Product: kinase domain protein
Exons: 8
Source: RefSeq, a predicted model, not a curated record